UCGUAUUAUCCACCAUCUCUGUCUCUCUCUCUCUCCUCCUUCCCUGUCCUGUCUGUCUGUCUGUCUGUCUGUCUCGCUUUCUCUCUCUCCCAAAAAGUUUUCAACUUGCGAUCCAUUUCUCCCAAUUCGUCCAUGCCCAUUACCGUACCUCCUCCUCCCUUCAAGAAGCUAAAAUUAUCGAUCCGUUCUGGCCCUCUCUCUCCCUAUCUGGGUAGCCCAGAUUCUUGAUCUUCGUUUGAAUUUGUUAGGGUGUGAAUAGAGUAGGCGGGGAAAGAUGAUGAAGAUGACGAUUGAAGGGAUGAUGGACAGAGGGGUGUUGGAGGACAUAAUAAGGAGGUUGUUGGACGGCAAAGGAGGGAAGCAAGUCCAAUUGUCCGAGGCCGAGAUCCGGCAGCUGUGCAUCAACGCCCGCCAAAUCUUCUUGUCCCAGCCCAAUCUCCUCGAGCUCCAUGCUCCAAUUCGCAUCUGUGGUGAUAUACACGGACAGUACCAAGAUUUGUUGAGGUUAUUCGAGUACGGAGGCUAUCCUCCUGCCUCGAAUUAUCUCUUCCUUGGAGACUAUGUUGAUCGUGGCAAACAGAGUUUGGAGACAAUAUGUAUGCUUCUAGCUUACAAGAUAUUGUACCCGGAUAAGAUCUUCCUCUUGCGGGGGAACCAUGAGGAUGCGAAGAUUAAUCGUAUAUACGGGUUUUACGAUGAGUGCAAGAGGAGGUUCAAUGUUAGGCUCUGGAAAAUGUUCACCGACUGCUUUAACUGUUUGCCCGUAGCCGCGCUCAUCGACGAGAAGAUACUUUGUAUGCAUGGGGGUCUCUCUCCAGAGUUGCAAAAUUUGGAUCAAAUAAAAGAAAUUGAGAGGCCUACUGAUAUUCCGGACACGGGCCUCCUCUGCGAUCUGCUUUGGUCUGACCCUAAUCCUAGCACUGCAGGAUGGACAGAUAGUGACCGUGGAGUCUCGUGUACUUUUGGGGCUGAUCGGGUUGCUGACUUCUUGGACAAGAAUGACCUUGACCUUAUCUGCCGAGGACAUCAAGUUGUGGAGGAUGGAUAUGAGUUCUUUGCUAAGCGGAGGUUGGUGACGAUAUUUUCAGCUCCAAACUAUGGCGGGGAGUUUGACAAUGCAGGCGCCUUGCUGAGUGUCGACGAGUCUUUAAUGUGCUCUUUUGAGAUACUAAAACCACUUGACAACAAGGCAUCCUCGAGCAAAGUAACUCUUAAGAAGCCUCCGAAACUCGGGAAGGUGUGAUAUGGAUUGGGAGGUUUCCUUCAAGUACUUCUUCAACUUCAAGCCCAAGAAAUAGCAACCUUGGUAUGACCUUGCAUGUAUUUACUCUUCAGUAGAUUCCAUUGGCAAAGAGGAAGCCUUCUUGCUUCAGCAAUCGCCGUCUUCCAAAUACAUGGACGUGUGGUGGCGCUCAUUAUUGAUGUAAGUCUUUGUACAAUCUGUAAAUCAAUCAACACAUGCUAAUUGCCGUGCAAGUCUGGAAAUUUUUCCUUGUUCGCUUCUUAGAUUUCUCCUCAAGGUUUUCUGUUUGGAAGCACAAACAGAGAGUGCAUUUGGGUCGAUCUUGGUUUGGCAUUUUUCUUUGUCUGUGGAAUGUCAGCUUGUUUUCUUAGAGUUUGUAGAUUGGCUCUUCAAAAGAGCUUUUUGUAUCUAAACCAGUGGAUUCAUUCACCUUUUGACAGUAGUAGCUCUAGUUUCAACCA
This is a messenger RNA of Eucalyptus grandis, 1704 nucleotides long. Its product is annotated as serine/threonine-protein phosphatase PP1 isozyme 9. Lineage: Eukaryota; Viridiplantae; Streptophyta; Magnoliopsida; Myrtales; Myrtaceae. Gene Ontology annotation, cellular component: nucleus; cytoplasm. The record is from RefSeq and is a predicted model, not a curated record. Bases 275 to 1243 code for a protein of 322 amino acids. The transcript is spliced from 4 exons. Gene Ontology annotation, molecular function: protein serine/threonine phosphatase activity.